Molecule: messenger RNA, 4351 nt
Organism: Nylanderia fulva
Lineage: Eukaryota; Metazoa; Arthropoda; Insecta; Hymenoptera; Formicidae
Source: RefSeq, a predicted model, not a curated record
UCUCUCUCUCUCUUUCUCUUUUUCUCGGAUAAAGUCACGGCUGGCCGAGUGAAUAAGCGCGCGCCGCGAGAGACGCGAGGUUGCUCUUUAAACAACGGGGAAUGCAUUCGUCCAUGCGUUUCUCGCCAGCGUGUUAUUCUCCUUCCCGCUGACGUUUCUCCUCGGCUUUGUAAGAGCAAUACAAUUUGUUAAAGGAAGGUGUACAUCUUUAUCUCCAUCAAUUUUAGGCUUUUGUUGUGAUUCGGAGUAUUUGGAAGUUUUCUAUAUUUCUGGGCGAGUCUCUUCGUCAACAACACCAGCGAUAUUUCAUUAAUCAAGAAUGGCAAUGCAGAAGAUGAGAAGACAAGGUCAAGACGUCAUGCAGGUGAAUCUAGCAGGUAUUAGGCGAGAUAUUAUGAAUCUUGCCCAUAAUUACAGCAAUGCUCAGAAAGCUGUACGGAAAGCUACUAGCAAUGAUCCAUGGGGUCCAAGUAGUACACUUAUGGCAGAAAUUGCCGACUUAACAUACAAUGUUGUAGCAUUUACGGAAAUUAUGCAAAUGCUAUGGAAAAGAUUAAAUGAUCAUGGGAAAAACUGGCGACACGUAUACAAAGCCCUAGUUCUCUUAGAAUAUCUUAUUAAGACGGGAAGUGAAAAGGUAGCACAACAAUGCAAAGAGAAUAUUUUUGCCAUCCAAACCUUAAAAGAUUUUCAAUACAUGGAUGGGCAUAAAGAUCAAGGAAUUAACGUGAGGGAAAAAGCAAAACAAUUAGUGGCCUUAUUAAAAGAUGACGAGAGAUUGAGAAAUGAGCGAGCUAGAGCAUUGAAGGCAAAGGAGAGAUUUGCACAAUCAGUUAGUGGUUUUGGAAGUGAUGGCUUGGACACUAUGUCACCUGUUAGCAGUGAUUUUCAAGAUUGGGAGCCUUGUCAUUUAUCCGAAUUAUCGACUAGACGUGCAACGGAACUGGAAGCCGCAAGACCACAAACGGUAGGCGAAGAAGAGUUGCAACUACAGCUGGCCUUGGCUAUGUCCAGAGAAGAAGCGGAGCAAGAGGAGCAAAGAAGACGUAGCGACGAUGUUAGAUUGCAGUUAGCUCUCAGUCAGAGCCAGCAAGAUUUCAAAACUCCACAAUCUGAAAAGCAAAGUCAUAUGCUUGACUUACUCGAUGUAAAUCUAGGAGAAGCGAGCGGCUCUUCAGUACAAACUGAUCCUUGGGGUAUUCCGAUAGCAGCACCACCACCUAGACCACAGUCUUUGGAUUUAGCUGAGUUUUAUGAGCAUAAGCCACAGAAUGAUCCGUGGAGUGUUCCAACAACGAGUACCACGUCACCUGCGGUAGACCCGUGGACGCCUGUUCCUCCACAACGACCAAGCUCUUCAGCGGCCACUAUCGAUCCAUGGCGCGCACCUGCUCCGUCUCCUGCUACGGUCGUGUCUCCUCCUCGUACAAAUGAUCCUUGGUCACCAGUACCGUCUACUACUACUAUUACUGAAUCAGAGACGAACAAAGUGCAGGCAACUCAAGACGGCAUAACAUCCUCGUCGCCAUCUUUCAACAAUUCAACCUUGACACAAAAUAUUGGCUUUGCCGCGCAGUCGCCUCAGAAUAUAGGAUUCAAUUUGCCGCCGGUGUCUUCGGAUACUACCUUUAGCACUACUACUAACGGUUUCAACGGCACAGGACUAGGCUUUAAUAAUUUUUCCACUCAAAAUAAUGGUAAUGCUGCCGCGACGAGUCCGCUUAGUGAUUUAGACGAAUUCGAUGUGAUCACCAACAGAGGAAAACUUGGAGCGAGUCCACAGACGGUUAACAAUGGUGGUACAACAUCGGGCGACCCUUUUGAUCUGGGAGGCAUGGCUGAGAAUCUUUCUGCUAGUACUGGUGCUGUAAAGAAAACACCACAAUCCUUUUUAGGAGAGAAUUCGGCACUCGUUAAUUUGGAUAAUCUUGUCAGCGCUUCGACAAUUAAGCCUACGGCUCCUACGCCUGCAGCAACUAUGUCAUAUGCAGCAAAUCCGUUUGCAACUGUGACUCCACCACCCCGUCCUUCAAUCAAUCAGAUUCGACAGGAUCCAUGGACAGCGAAUACAACAUCUGUGGCUAAUCCGUUCCUCUCGUAGCCUGAUCGAUAAAUCGAAAGCUUCAUAGUUAUUGCGAUUUACGAGACGUGGUUUGCAGUUCUACACGUAACUCUAUACGGUAUAUAGAUUUCGGUUACAACGGUAAAACACGAUUUUAAUUAUAGCAAUUAUGCAUGGGAAGGCGCGAAUAAGAUCAAUGUGAGAGAGAGGACAUCCUCAUCAAUGAAUAUUUUAUCGAUAAUUUAAAGCAUUACUUUUCGAUGGAUUAUAUUGCAAUACACUUAUACUCGUUGUACAAGUUUUCCUUUCUUUUUUUUCUUUUUGCAUGUAUUACUCGCUUUUUAAAGUUUAUCGUGAGAUAAUCACCUAAACACUAAUUAGUAGAGUGUGGCAUACGCAUAAUUAAGAUAAUUGGGUGAUUAAAAAAAAUAUAAAUCAUGUUUUAACUCAAAACGCUUAAGCGAUCCCAAGGUACGACUGGAUUUUAUAUAUAUACUCCUUUCUCUAUAUAAUCUAUAUUUUCUAUGUAUGAAUUGAUUCAGAGAAAGAUUGUCAGCAAUAACGCUUUUGCUGAGGAAAGAAUGUAACAUAAUGCUGGCGUUGAGAUCAGUUUAUGCGUUUUAUAUUUAUACACACGUUUUCUAUAGUAAAAAAAACAAAACGAGAUCGUGAGACUGUAAUCGUGAUUUGCAAAAGCACUAUUAUAUAUCGAACUAAUUCCGUUCACCGUUAUACGCUUAAGAUGUGUCGAUUAUGAUCUAUAAAAAAAAAUUCAAUGUCGUGGCUUGCUUUCUAAAAAAAAAGAAUUCAGAAUUUGAAAGGCAGCUAGUAUGUUGCAAAGUGUAUUGAAAAUUUCGUACAUAACCAAUCAUAUACUGUAUAGUCAAUCAUUUCUACGAAUGACUUACUGCGACCUAUGACACACCAAGGCACUUUUAAUUGAAAAUGCAACCAUGAAAGUAGCAUUCACAUUAACGACACGAAUACUAAGGAAAUAAUAUGUAUUAUUUUUAAUUAUCUCUCGAUUCUGAGUUUUAAUUGAUCCUAAGUCCUAAAGCAUAUUUUGUGCAGAUUUGGCAUAGCUAAAAAAUCAAAUUAAAAAGAAAAUAAUACGAUAAUAAGUGUGUCUAUUCGAGAAUCAUUGAUAUCUAAAUUUUAAAAUAAUUGCGUUAUUUCUAAUCUAAAGUUAUUUGCAAUUUAACUGUUUGCAUCAACAUCUAAAGUUAUUUAAAAAUGAAAUCAUUUGUAAGAUAAAUUUAUACAAAAUUUACAAGAUAUUCUUGCCUAUGUGCUAUCAUGUUUUUUUUAAAUGCGAAUGACUCGAAAAUAUGAAUCUUUCUUUAUGUAUAAGACAAUUUAUAGAUGUAUCUUGAUUUAUAUAGGAAUUGUACAUAAUAUUACACAGCAUAUUGUUCCCUAUUUGUCAAAUGUUUGUAAUGCGUUUAAUAGAUAUAUAGACUAUUUUUCAUCUUUAAAAGCUGUGUCUUCUUAGUUUUGUUCUUGGGUUUUACAUUUUGCAGAAAAAUUGGUUGAACUAUUUCUUUUUUUAAAUUUGCUAUUUACUGAUACUGAUACUUUUUUAUUAUAGAUUGUACUUUGAUUAUAGAUAUAUUUGGUUCUCAUAUAUUAUGCAUUUAUGAGUAAACAAACAUUAUUUUCAAAUAAAAUCAUCGAAUCAUUAUAGUCACAGCAUCUUUUUCUUAAAAACAGCAUUUUAGUUUUAUUGAAAAACUCAAAUUAUACAUCAUUGACAAAAGGGAACUAUAUCCGCUUAUCUCUAUGCAAGUAAAUCAAGUUGCACGAUUCAAACUGUUCUAAGUAAAUGUCAAGGAAAUAAUUCCAAUGUAUUAUUUAUCGUUAAAUCUAUAAUUUCUGUUGGCUUUAUGCAAUUUUAAUAUACUUGCUUAUAUGAGUGAAACUGUAUAUUUAAUAUAUAUUUAUUCAAUGUUCGCCAGAAUAUGAAGUUAAAACUUAUAAUAUAUACACAAUAAUGACUGAAAAUUUGAUUAUACAAUCAUUAUUUUUAGUGAUUUGAAAAUAAAUCUAUUAGCCAUUGGUGCCUGUUGAACAUAAAGAUGUUCACAGCAUUUUGUAUUUUUCAAUUAUAUAAUUUUAUUCAUAUAAUAUCUUUUUUGUUUAUUUACAUAAUAUAUCAAUCAUGAUAUAUACAUAACUUCAUCUCUGUGCGAACAGUGGAAUAUAUUUGGUUAGCUUUUAGAGCUAAGAUGUAAUAGCAGAAAAAUUCAAAGAACAUUUAUAUAAAUAAAUAUUAUAUAUUUUAGUAGAUUA